UAGGACAGCCUGCUUCGCUUCAUCAUCAGUGCUGAAAUGUUGACCACAGACAGGUUAGUCUCUUGCACAAUUUCAAAACAGGUUAUUUCAAAACAGGAUCAGGCAUUCCACAGGCUGAAUGUUCACAGAAAUGACUGCUGUGGGCUGGGAACCACCAUGACCAGGAUCAUCAUUGAUGGACGUACCGCCAUCUUUAAAACAUUUACACCAUUCAGAUGUCUUACUGCGGCUGAGCGUCUCAUCACCAUACUGUGCUUGAAGUCUUCUCUAGAUAUUUGUGGGUUUUAUGCCUUCGUUCACAAGAAACUUCAUCACCACAUGCUUUUCCAUGCAUGCAUUAACACUGUUGUCUGCCAU
Messenger RNA from Staurois parvus, 357 nucleotides. The record is from the annotation of a GenBank genome assembly. Lineage: Eukaryota; Metazoa; Chordata; Amphibia; Anura; Ranidae.